Messenger RNA from Schistocerca nitens (vagrant locust), 1747 nucleotides. RefSeq names its product nuclear speckle splicing regulatory protein 1. NCBI's taxonomy places the organism in Eukaryota, Metazoa, Arthropoda, Insecta, Orthoptera, Acrididae. The record is from RefSeq and is a predicted model, not a curated record. The coding region runs from base 121 to 1263 and encodes 380 amino acids. Gene Ontology annotation, biological process: regulation of alternative mRNA splicing, via spliceosome. The transcript is spliced from 6 exons.
UUUUCUCUUUGACCAAUGUGUAUUAUUGAGCAUUGUACGAGUCUGUUGUUGACCACCGUGUUUUGUUACGUACAAAGACGCAAUCGUCAGUGACAGAGGAAGUGUGCUAUAAGUUUCAGUAUGUCAGCAACUACUAACAAACAGUAUGGCCUAAUAGUUCCAAAAAAGCCAGGUCAGUCUGGAUUACAACCUCGACUCUCGGUAUUUAAUGACAAUAGUGAUUCUGGAGAUGAAGGAGGUGACUGGGUAAAACGAGCCUUGAAGCGAGAUUCUCAGAAGAGUUUACAGAAGAAACAAACUAAACUUGAAAUGGAAAAAGCAUUGGCCGUGGAUCCUACAGUUUAUCAGUACGAUGAGAUAUACGAUAAAAUGGAGAAAAAGAAAGCAGAGGAAAAAAAACUGAAAUCAACUGACAAGAAGCCAAAAUACAUUCAGUCUCUCUUGAAGCAAGCCGAGCGUCGCAAGAAAGAACAAGAACGUCGAUAUGAACGUGAAGUACAGCGAGAACGAGAGGCAGAAGGAGAACAGUUCAAAGAUAAAGAGUCAUUUGUCACUGCUGCUUAUCGAGCAAAGCUUGAGGAAUUUCGCAAAAUGGAUGAACAGGAAAAACAUAUGGAACAUUUGGAAGCAAUAAUGGAUGUUUCCAAGCAGAAGGAUCUCAGUGGAUUUUACAGGCAUUUAUAUCGUCAGGCAACUGGUGAGUCUCCAGCAUCCAAUUCAAAUGUAGUAAAAGUUAAAGAAGAACCACCAGAUCCUUCUCCCUCUUCAUACAAUGAGGAAGGUGACGUAAAGGCAAAGGAGAACAGUAAUAAGGCCAUUGCAGAAGGUGAUGCAAAGCGCAUGAUGGUUCCUACUGAAAGACAAUACAGAAAACGUCGUGCCUCUUCUUCUGAUAGAGAAGAUACUCACACCAGAAAGAGAACAGUACCAACCUCCAAUGGUGAUAAAAAUACUCUUGAAUCGGACAGUUCGAGUUCCCCUAGUGAUAGCUCGAGUGAUGACUCGAGUGAUUCAGAAGAAAUUUCAGAAAAUGUCAGCAACAACAAAGAAAAAUGUGAAGCUGAUAAAAUGGAGGCUGUUGCAAAAGACUCAAAGGAAUUGGACACAAGCAAACAAGGAGAUAAGAAAGUUGGUGAAGAAACUGUAGAGACUACAGAGCCUGUUCCAAAGUGCAACAUUUGGGAAAAACGUACAGUUGGACCCCUAUUUGAAGCUGCAUUGGAGCGAUACUAUGCUAGGAAAGCAGCAAGGCUUGCUGGGUGAUAAUCUUUUGUGUUUUAAAACAUAUGGAGCUACAGCUGUUGUAGAUAUUUCUAUGCACAGAUUUGAAAUUUGUUUUGUUUCCUAUUUUUGUGCGUGCUUGAUAACUGUUAAGAGACAACAUUGUAAAUGACCGACUGGCUGGUGAAUACAGGGAAAAAGUAGUUUUCCCAUUACAAACAGCUAGUGGUAACAUGACAAUUUCAGUUCCUUCUCAUUUACUAUUUUUUUCCCUACAGUAGUGGUUUUUUUUUAUCUGUCGUCCCACCCCCAGAGUACUUAGCAUGUUCUUUCAUGCUACCUCUAUCUUGGAAUUCUAAUUUUAACAAGUGUCUUCAGAAAAUAUGUCUGAUCUUGACUUUUAUGUUGACUUCAUAACUUUUCACACCUGACUUUGUUUCUUUUUCCAUAGACACUUACAGAUCUUUUGUAUAAACCUUGUAAUUAAUUCUGUAUAAAAAAUAUACAUUGUCUUUCUCUUCUGUUA